This is a messenger RNA of Chanos chanos (milkfish), 939 nucleotides long. RefSeq names its product transcriptional and immune response regulator a (gene tcima). The transcript has a single exon. Gene Ontology annotation, cellular component: nucleus; cytosol. Lineage: Eukaryota; Metazoa; Chordata; Actinopteri; Gonorynchiformes; Chanidae. Gene Ontology annotation, biological process: endothelial cell activation involved in immune response; negative regulation of Notch signaling pathway. Gene Ontology annotation, molecular function: Notch binding. The record is from RefSeq and is a predicted model, not a curated record. The coding region runs from base 85 to 387 and encodes 100 amino acids.
ACGGUCGACAACUCCGACUCAGCCUUGGAGAGUUGACGAAUCCGUCCCGUUGUCAAAUACUCACAAAACUGAAGAAACAGCAAGAUGUCGACCUACGUCAGUUCGGAUUCUCGCCGGGUUUGCCCGACCCUCCAUGGUAACAGAUUUGACACCGCUCACCGCAAGCGUGCCGUGGCGAACAUCUUCGAGAAUGUCAACCAGGACGCGCUGAUGCGACUGUUCCAGAAAACGGGCGACAUGAAAGCCGAGGAGAGAGUCAGGAGCAUCUUCUCCUUUGCACAAGACCCUGAGGAGACGGCUAAAGCGCUGAUGGCUCUAAAGCAGAGAAAGAAGGAUAAAUUUCUGCAAAUUGCCGGCAUGGUUCGAAACUUCCUCAAACUGCGUUGACUGUUUUUACCUGGGCUCUUACGAGAGUCAUUGGAGCACAACCGCUGACAGGUUGGACAAACGAACCUGACAAACGAAGGAGACCUGUUCUAGAACAGGACAAAGUUGUCAUGGGGAUGAAUCGAAACUUCUCACCUUGGAUGUUUCAAGCUGUUACAAAGGGCUACAACAGCGAUGCUAUCCGCCAUCAACUGGUCGCCCGAACAACGACAGAACGCACAGCAUUGCGCUGUGAUGCGACGAGAUGAAGGAGAUGUUUCAUGAAGGAGCGUCUGAAGUGAUAGGGAAAGCAGUCAAGGAUUCCCGCACUGCAUUCAAGGACACAAUAAAUAUGUCUUAAAAGACUCAUUUGCAUUUUAAAAAUGCGUUAUCACUACCGCACCGUUUAGGUGCACAAGAAAGGACCUUGACAAGAGACUCGUGCCGAAAAGAAAAAAAAAAAAAAAUAACCUGAAAAUGUUUGUAUCACUUGCCUUGUCACUGUACCAGUUUGACUUUUGUGAUAAACUGCUUUAACACUUGACUUACGUCCACUAAUUUAUUGUUUUUUGU